AGCUUCUGGCUCGAUGCACUGAGCCGCGUCCCCCAGGCGUGCUGUCGGGGGCAGAGUCGCAGUGACCGAGUGACCGGCCGAGGGCCAUGGGCAAGAAGGACCGGCAGAAGCGGCACAGUAGCUCCAGCCGCAGCAGGAGCCGGCGAAAGGACAAGAAGAAGAAGGAGGAGAAGAAAGCCGAGAAAGCCGAGAAAGCCAAGGUCGAGAAGGAGAAAGUCGAGAAGAGAGACAAAAAGAAAGAAAGGAGAAGGAGCAGAAGCGAGUCCUCCUCUUCGGACAAAGGGAAGGCAAAAGCAAAGGCAAAGCUAUCUGAAAGUUCGGAGGAGGCGCCAAAAGCCACCCGUGAGCUGGCACAGCUGGAUGUGCCGCUGAAAGUGAGCGGCUGCCAAAAUAAAGUCAUCAGCGAGAUUGUGAAAGGCAUUUACUUUCGGCAUGGAAGUAACCAUGGAAAGCCAGUGUACAAGAAGAAGCCUGAGGAAAUCCCAGAUGAAGAAGAGGAUAUAGAUGUGCUGAUCUAUUUUUGGGACGAUCGGGACGGUGAAGAGAACUGUGGCUGGUGGUUCAGUCCCAGCGUUGGUGGCGAGAUGGUGUGGGCUUACCACCCGAGCCGCAAGGCUACCACUCCGCCCCCGGCUGAGUGGAACGUGCCGCACGAUGGCCAAAUUGACAAGACCUUCACGGUGACUGCAGCGCCAGAACUGGCCAAGGAGGAAAAGGAGAAGGAGGAAGAAGACGACGAAGAGGAGGAGGAAGAGGAAGAGGAGGAAGACGACGAAGUCUCCAAGCCCAAAGAGGAGGAGAAGGAGCCGGAUCUCAGCGGCCUGAGCCCCGAGGAGCGAGAGCUGGCCAUCCAGGAGGCCGAGGAUCGGCGCAUCAUGGAGCAGCUGCGGAAGCGCGAGGAGGAGCGCAAGAGGAAGUUGGAGGAGAUGCGACUCAAGAAAGAGAAGCCGGAGAGAGAAGAGGAGAAAGAGAAGGAGAAGGAGGAGAAGGAGGUGAAGAAGAAGAAAAAAGAGAAGAAGAAGGAGAAGGAAGAGAAGCGUAAGGAGGAAGAGAGGGCUAAGGAGGAGGAGCGUAAGCGAGAAGAGCGGCGAAAAGAGGAGCGAGAGGAAGAGAGGCGACAGGAGGAGGAGCGGGAGCGCCGACGCAGGCGCGAGGAGGAGCGGAAGGAGGAAGAGCGGCGAGAAGAAGAACGGCGGCGUGAGCGCGCCGAGCGAGCCGAGCGAGAGGCUCGAGAGGAGCGCGAGCGAGUCGAGCGAGAGGAGAGGCGUCGCCGCAAGGAGCGCGAGGAGCGCGAAGAAGAGGAGCGCCGAGAGGAGGAAAGACGUCGACGCAAGGAAGAGGAAGAAAGAAAGCGGCGUGACGACGAGCGGAAAAGAAGGGAGGAGGAAGAGCUCAAGAAGGAGGAGGAACGGCGUCGCAAGCGUGAGCAAGAAGAGGAGGAGGAAAGAAAGCGGCGACGGGUGCAAGAAGAAAAGGAGGAGGCCGAAAGAGCACGGCGAAAGGAAGCAGAGCGACAGAAGAAAGAGGAGGAGCGUCGGAGACUGGAGGAGAAGACCCAGCGCAAACUCGAAGAGCGACGGCGCAGGGCCGGCGGCGAAGAUGACCGGGACAGAAGAGACAGAAGGUCCGAGAGGUCAGAGAGCCGGGUGGAGGAAAGGAGGGACAGGUCGGACAAGUAUGAGAGGCAGGAAAAGGAGGACAAGCAGCAAAGGGCCAUUCAGGCAGUUACGUCAUGCUUUCAGCGGAUGUCAAAUGCGAACAUGAUGAAUUUCGAGAACGUGAAGGCAGACUUCGAGCGCAUCAUGGCAUCCGAACUCCCUUGCACCGGGGAGAAGGAAGCGGCUCUGAGAUCCGAGUCGGCUAUGAUCCUGUCCAGCGCCGAAGAGAAGGUUUGCAAGGAGAGGAAGGCCCACGAGGAGGAGCUAAGGAAGAGGGCGGAGGAAGAGAAGCUUCGUCUGGAGCAGGAGGCCAAAGCCAAGCGCCAGCAGGCGGCCAACCUCAACGUGUUGAAGGCGUUGCAAAAGCUGUCGGACGCCACGCCCCAGAACUGGCAGCAAAUGAGCUCGGAGUUCCACGAGGUGAUGAAGACGGAGCUGCCGGAUUGCGGGGAUCAGCGAGAGGCGCUCCAGGCCGAGGCGGACCGAGUCUUCGGAUAUGCGGAGCAGUACGUGAAGCAGAUGGAGGAGCGGCAGAAGGAGCAGGAGGAGAAGGAGAAGCAGCGCCAGCAGGAGCUCCGCGUCAAGGAGCAGCAGACCCGGGACCAGGUGGCCGAGCUGGAAAACCUGUUGACCAAGGUCGAGGAGGAGGCUCACAAGGCGCGCUCUGCCACGGAGCAUCUUUACCAGCUGCUGAACUCGGCUUCUGCCCGGGAGAGCUUGGCGAGCUUGGCUUCGGCCUUCCCGGCCCGGGCGGAGGAGGCCUUGCGGAGCGGCAAGGCGGCGCAGCGCCUGGGGACCCAGGCCAUGAGCGCCUGCGAAACGGCCUGGAAGCUUCUGGAGCAGCAGCGCAUGCCGAUGCUCGAGGUGGAGACGCUGCGGAACGAGGUGGCCGUCUUCAUCCAGCGCUCCGAGGCGCGGAUGCAGAGUGCUCAGAUGGUAGCCCAGCAGGCCAUCCGUAUGGCCUCCGACAGCCGGGAGCGCAUCAGCAACACUGCGGCCCCUCUCUUGUGGGAUCGCAAGAACGGGGACGUCUUUCGCAAGUACGACCAGGACGAGGACGGCUUGCUUUCUCGGAGUGAGGUGGCCAACUUGGCGCGCCUGGAGUACGGCUUCGCCCUGCCCGUGGCCAACUUGGACCGGAUCUUCGGCUCCGGCAACGGCUUGGAGCCCACGCGUUUCCAGCAGCUCAGGGCCGCGGUGGGCAUCGCUCGGUUCGAGGCCCGCGCCAAGCUAGCGAAGCUUAAGGCGAAGCAGGCGAAGCCCGAGGUCAAGGAGGGCAAGGGCACCGAGGUGAAAGACGAGGAGGAGAAGGAGGGCACCGAAGUGAAGAAGGAGAAGGAGAAGGAAGAGAAGGAAGAGAAGGAAGAGAAGGAGAAAGAAGCAAUGAAAGAGCUUGAAGAGAAGGUGAGAGCAGAGUAUUUGGCUUGCCUGAAACAGCAGCAGCACGCCAUUGGCAAAGAGGUGGAGGCCAUUGCCUGGGCUCCCUUGGAGGCAAAGAUCGGGGACGUGGAGCAGAGUUCUGCGAGUUUUGUGGCCUCGGCUUGCGGUGAGCCAACGGAAGCGUUGGUGCAGCUGGAGGGUGCCUUUGAUGCCGCGCUGCAGGCGGCCCGGAAUGCGGUCCCCGGCUUUCAGCAGCACCUCCGCAGCCUGCGCCACCAGGCACUGCAACUUCAGCUCAAGCGCCAAGCCGCGGAUAAAGCCGACGAGGGAUCCAAGGAGCUGCUGACGGAUCGUCUUCUGCAGGAGUCGAAGCGGCUCAGCAAGUUGGAGGCCCGCGUGCUGCUUGCGGAGCGCCGCGCCGCCGAGGGCAGGAAGGUCACGCAGCGGCUCCAAGCACACAAGGUGGAAGAGGUGCGGGCAGAGGUGGCCCUGAAGCUGCGGCAGUGCAUCGAGCAGCUGGGCGGCAAGGCAGUGGAUCUCUUCCAAAUCAUCGCCAAGGGCGAGGACAUCGCCUCCGUGGAAGAGGCUCACACCUUCUUAAAGGAGAACAAUUGUGACGUGGAGAUGGAGAAGCUGACCAGAGCUUUUGGUGCCUGCAAGAGCUCCGGUGGCGAGCCUGCGAAGGUAACCCGGGAGGAGUUUGCCAGGCUGAUCCGGGUGGUCUACGAGGUGGUGCGGGACGUGGGCAUCACCGAGACCUUGAGCCUCGGGCCCCCGAUGCGGCCCCUGGCGCUCGGCGAGCUCGUGGAGGUCCAAGCCGGGCCCAAGGCAGAGCCGUCAGAGGGCCUGCAGCGCAUCCAUGCGCGCGCCCAACUUGACGGCGCCCUGGGCUGGGUCACGCUCUCAAGCAGUGAGGGCCCUUAUCUUGCGAGAAGCAAGGCAGCUGCGUAGGCAGCUGCACAGUCGAGCGUAUCACCUGGCCGAGUGAAGG
Effrenium voratum is the source of this 4029-nucleotide messenger RNA. Lineage: Eukaryota; Dinophyceae; Suessiales; Symbiodiniaceae. The record is from the annotation of a GenBank genome assembly.